Messenger RNA from Caenorhabditis elegans, 2653 nucleotides. It is a transcript of the gene F22E12.1, whose product is annotated as BPTI/Kunitz inhibitor domain-containing protein. Gene Ontology annotation, molecular function: serine-type endopeptidase inhibitor activity; endopeptidase inhibitor activity. Gene Ontology annotation, cellular component: extracellular region. Bases 26 to 2317 code for a protein of 763 amino acids. The transcript has 6 exons. The record is from RefSeq and is marked reviewed. NCBI's taxonomy places the organism in Eukaryota, Metazoa, Nematoda, Chromadorea, Rhabditida, Rhabditidae.
ACAAGAAUUGAAAGAGUAGAGUAUCAUGCUCACUGUUCUCAUUUUACUCUUUGGUUGUACUGCGGUCAACUCACAACAACUGCUAUCCAAUCCAAAAUGCAAUCACUGGCCAGAUCGUGGCACAUGUGAACUUGAUUUUCAUGUAAAAUGGUAUUAUGAUCGGUAUGAUCAUCGAUGUCGUCGCUUCUUUUAUGGAGGAUGUGAAGGAAAUGAGAAUCGAUUCGAUUCUUUGGAAGAGUGUUCAUCUCAGUGUCACUAUCAAGUACCUACAAACCGAGAUCGAUGCUUUCAACCUCAUGAUCCAGGAAAUUGCUAUGCGGACAUUGAGCGAUGGUUUUUCGACGAAAACAAGAAGCAAUGUGUAUGCUCAUGGUGGUCUGGUUGUGGUGGUAACUCGAAUAUCUAUUAUUCCUAUAAUCACUGUAUGCUCAUUUGUGGAGAGUAUGCAGAACAUGGACCUGGAAUUGAUGAGAAGUACUGGGGAAGACAGAUGAAUCGAUCAAUGUCAGCUGAAUCUCUACAUGUUUUUAAUAACCCAACUGAAUCAUUCCAUCAGUAUUCAGAAGAGCCGUAUCCUGUGCAGGUUCCAUUGGAAAAUUCCUAUUAUGACAGCCAUCCGAGAAGAUAUGGAAAUUCAGAUAACUGGGACAAUAAACUCAUGACAAUCAAUAUCAGUCACAGAGACGAUGGACCAAGCUACUUUCACGCAGCUCCAGCUGUGACCGUUCCGAUGUUCAGCCGAGCUGCCCAAUCGUUCAAGACUCAAGCUGAUGGAUUGACUAUUCAUCGUUAUGAUUCCGAACCAAGACCAAUGCAAGUACUUGAUCAAGAUGUAAACUGGCAGAUUCAGGAACAAGCUUCUGCACAACAAAAUGGUUUUAUGAAAAGAAGAUUCAAAAUGCAAAAGAAGAAGCUUCCACCACGAAUGAUUCACUUGGGAACGCGUCCAGCUUCUCAGUCAAAUUCUUAUCGUAUCCAACUGGAUUCGGAGAUAAAUGAACACAAUAGACCUGUUACAUAUCAAGUUGUUAGAGAACAAGAUGCACACGUUCAGCAGCACAAUCAAAUAUCCCAAUCGUUGCAAAAUGAAGCCGAAGAGACGCAGAGGAGAAUCCAAGACACAAUGCGACGCAAUUACUUUGAGCAAGCAAGAUAUCAAAGGCCACCAGUUCAGAUGCCUCCUCCACCACCACCCCCGCAACAAAAUAGUCCAUCUGUUAACGAGAACUAUCAUCCAGAACUUGUAAAUCAAUUCAAAUCACAUUUAGAUGAACAUGAAAAGGCAUUGAGAAGAAAACUUGAGGCACAAUUUCCAGAUCAUAUCAUAACUUUGAUACCUCACAUUGAGACAGUUCGAAACCCUGAUGGUAGCAAUGUUGUUCGACAAAGAAUAAAGUGGACAGCUUAUCCAAAAGGAGCAAGAAUUCCUGAACAUGUUCCAGUACCUCCCGUGGCUCAACUUCCACCACUUCCACCAAUGCAACAAGUGAUUCAACCCAUUUUGACCACUCAGGCAGUUUAUACAACUGAGGAACCAUACAUUCCAUUGAUCACGACAGUGCCAACCCAUGAAAUUUCCCGUUUAAAACAUGAAGAAAUGCAAAGAAAGUACAAAGAAGAUCUGGAAAAACGGCAGGAAGAGCAAAAGAGACAACAAGAAGAACAUAAGAAAAAGAUUCAAGAGUUGAAAGCUGCACAGCAAAGAGAACGUGAGAGAAUGAUGGUUGAAAGAGAAAAAGCUGAAAAUGAUAGAAGAUUGAAAUAUGAAAAUGAAAUGAAGCAACGGGCUGAAGAGUACCAAGCAAGAAUGAGAUUAACCACGAUACCAACUCCAACCACUACAGUUGAAACCACAACUGAAUAUGUUCACGUUCCAUAUCCAACUCUUCCUGUCAAUGAAGUUGUAUACGAUGCACAUAUCAGAAAACCAAUCCCAACAAGCAAGUCAAUUGCCGAACCAGUUGAACACUUCAGGCCAAUUAUCGAAAAUGUGACGCCUGCGUCUCUUAGUCUCGAAGAUAUAAUUGCAAUGGAUAAUCAAAGAUCAGAUUAUGAAGAUGAAUAUGAUGUUCCAAUGGACUUCCCAGAUACGGAAGCACCACCAUUGACAACAAGACCUCCACCAGUAACGGUUCGAAAUACUCGACCACCUCCUCCACCACAAAUACCACAACCAAGAUCUCCGAUUAAUGGAGGAAUGCCUUCAAUUGUUCAACCACCUAGCAGUGGAAAGAAAUCGAAAUUGUUCGCACCACCAUCAAGUGAAGAGUACACUCAAGAAGUUGAUUUUGAUCCAUACGUAGACUUUGUCAAAUAAGAACUAAAAACUAUUAAAUUUAAUUUCUAAUCUUCUUGAUACGUGUAUAUUUACAUUUUCUAGGUUUGAAAUUCUCUGAAUUGAACAUUUUGGAAAAAACUGUUAUCGGGAAAGAAAUCUUGAAAUUUUAAAAAUCUUACCUCUUUACUUUGUCCUUGAGGAUCUUCAUCUCUAUCCUUUCCCGCUAGUAUUCCUAGAUUUUUUUUCCAAUUUUUUUUCAAGUUUUGAGAAAGUUAAUCCUAGGAGACCGUUCCAGAUACAUGGUGCCAGCGGCACGUUAAUAAUUCAUUUUCCCAAUUUUAUUGAUUUUUUCCAGAAUAAAUUCAAUUUUUGUGA